AUGAACGGCCUCGAAAUUUCUCCUUUCAUCGCCGCUCUCCCCAAGGUCGAGCUACACAUCCACAUCGAGGGCACCCUGCUCCCCGCUCUCCGGUGGAAGCUCGCCAAGCGCAACAACGUGCCCUUACAGUAUGACACCUACGAAGCCCUCUUAGAGUCCUAUAAAGUAUUCUUCAAUCACCGUCCAGAGAUCAAUGGCCGCGUUCCCGGCAUCCCAACCUUCCUCGAGGCCUACUUCGCCGGUUGCGAGGUCCUCAAAACGGAGGAUGACUUUUACGAAAUGUCCAUGGAUUACCUCCGGCGCUGCGCCGAGAUGAACGUCCGCUACGUCGAGCCCUUCUUCGACACCCAGGCGCACACGCGCAGGGGCGUCCCCGCCAAGGAUGUGCUCAACGGGUAUCUCAGGGCUCAGCGCGACGGGGCGAAGAAGUAUGGCGUCAGAUCGAACUGGAUCUUCUGCUUCAUUCGCGAUGAGAGCCUCGAAGACGGCAUCGCUGCGUACGAGACUUCCAGACCGUGGGCGGCUGGCAACAUCGAGGGCGGCAAGGGUCUGUUCCACGCUGUUGGGCUCGCGAGCAAUGCGUUCAAGAGACCUCCAAUGCUCUUUGAGACUGCAUUCAAGAAGGCAAAGGAGGACGGAUUGCAUGUGACGAUGCAUUGCGACUUUGGACAGAAAGACACCUUCGAGCACGUCCAUGAGGCCAUUUUCGAAGUCUGCGGCGGAGCGGGCGCGGAACGCAUCGACCAUGGCCUCGACGCGGCGGACCGCGAAGAGUUGCUGCAGGGCUUGUUAGACCGGGGAAUCGGGUUGACGUUGUGUCCUCACGCAUAUCACCGUCGCACGCCGACAGACGUGCUGUUCCCCAAGAUCCGGAAGCUGUGGGAUAGGGGUGUCAAGUUUUGCAUCAACAGCGAUGACCCGGUGUACAUGCACGAUGUGUGGGUGGACGGGAACAUGCAGAAAGCGUAUACCCACUGCAACUUCACCAAGAAGGAUAUGGUGACGUUGGUGCGGAACGGAGUGGACAUGUGCUGGGCGAGUGACGAGGUCAAACAGGAGCUUUACCGGGAGCUAGGUGCCAUUGACACAUCUGAGUGA
This is a messenger RNA of Colletotrichum spaethianum, 1098 nucleotides long. RefSeq names its product putative dehydratase IlvD1. Lineage: Eukaryota; Fungi; Ascomycota; Sordariomycetes; Glomerellales; Glomerellaceae. The transcript has a single exon. Gene Ontology annotation, cellular component: cytosol. Gene Ontology annotation, biological process: adenine catabolic process; hypoxanthine salvage. Bases 1 to 1098 code for a protein of 365 amino acids. The record is from RefSeq and is a predicted model, not a curated record. Gene Ontology annotation, molecular function: adenine deaminase activity.